This is a messenger RNA of Gaeumannomyces tritici R3-111a-1, 1125 nucleotides long. RefSeq lists its product as hypothetical. The record is from RefSeq and is a predicted model, not a curated record. Lineage: Eukaryota; Fungi; Ascomycota; Sordariomycetes; Magnaporthales; Magnaporthaceae. The transcript is spliced from 3 exons. Bases 1 to 1125 code for a protein of 374 amino acids.
AUGAAGAUCAUAGGACGGCACUCUAAGUUGCUCAACCGAUUGUGGACUAGGUUCCCCAUAAGUUCGGGAGCCGCUCAUCAAUCUUUCGAAGAGGUAUCGGGGCCAACCAGCCGAGGUCAUGGCCAACGCGCGGUUCAUGAAAGCCAAGCCAAGGCAAUGUGUUCUAGCGUUCGCGACUUCCGCCGCACCCAGUCAUCUCCAAGCGCUCAAGCUGCACCCCGAGGUUGCCUUUACCCCAGCGACGACAGGGACGCCCGGAUCGGCGUUAAGGACGACGGCAGCAACACUGCCGUCGUAAGGGCAAACCGCACGCUGCUGUGGCGGUAUCUCGAGACGCACAUUCCGGUGCAAUACUGCAAGAUGGCCGUCGGAGUCACCCAGGAGGGAGAAACGGUCACCGUGUCCUUCGCGGACGGCACUUCGGCCAAGGGCGACAUUGUCGUCGGUGCAGACGGCAUCCACAGCGCAAUGACCGACUACCUUCCUCCACUGCGCAAAGCCCUCCUUCCAGGCGUGGAGCCCAAGACCCUCCCUUUGGCCUCCAUCAUCGUCGAGGUCACCCUCUCUGGCGCCGCCAUGGUCCGGCAGCUCCAGCUUGGCCGCUCCGGCUACGUCCUCCGGCCGCCCCGGCCCGGCGCCGACGGCCAGGCCGCCUUCAUGGGCACCAACAUCAUCCACGAGGAUGGCAGCAGCGGCGACUUCCACUGGAUGAUUGUUUGGCCGGACGAGGAAGCCGCCGUCGACGGCGGCGGGCACGCCUGGCACGCGACGGCGGGGCGCGAGGAGCUGCUGGCGCGCGGGGUCGCGGAGGCCAAGACGGUGGACCCGCUGCGUCGGGCAUCGUGCAGUCGCCGCUCGUGUUCCGGUCGCUUCCGUGGCGAAGGAGGAGUCAAUGCACUCAUUGAUGCCGUCCGGGUCGGGAAGGCGAUCGGCAAGAUAGCCAAUGAGGGCGCAGAUGUCAAGCAGGCACUCGGGGACUGCGUUAAGGAGAUGCUCCAGAGAGGAAACAGAGCCGUCACCCGUUCCGAGGAGGUGACGACCGGUCCCCAGAAUAUCGGGACCGAAGGCUGGACCUAUAUCAACCGGAAAGCCACCAAGCUCACCCCGCAGGUCAUAUCCAUCUGA